UUUACGGUUUGAAAUUAUUAAAAUUUUGCCCUUUCUGACUCCCUCGAUCGCCCGUUCUCCGGUUUUCCGCCCGCCGCCCCCCACCUAUCAACCGACCCAACCAAACCAAACUAACCAACAGUUCGCAUUCGGUCUCUAUGCGCGCCGGACGUUUGCUUAACGGCAUGUAUAAUUUUUUUAUGCACAUCAAAUUGUUUAAAAACCUUAAAAUACCUUGAAUUUUGCUAUUGUAUCGUCGCAGAGUGACGUUCCAGUGAGUUUUGUGAAGAAAUACGCACGUUUCGUGUAAAAAUUCAAGUGAUUGUGUGAUGGGCAAUCGCUGAACAGCGAAGAUGAUGAAGCGGACAGGAGUCCCGAGGCUUGGGCCUGAUGAGCCCACGUCUAUGCCUCCCCAGAACCCUACUCAGAUUCAACAAGCAGGUGCAAGCAACAUGCACACCCUAGCUCAGUCGGCUCAGCCGCAGAUUUUAGACAUCAGGUCGGCAGUGCCAGUGGGCGGCGGCUUCGGUCGCGCGGGCACGCGGCCGCCCGCCGUCAUCAACUACCUCAAGGCGACCACCGGCACCGUGCAGUACGCCGCCAAGCAGCCGCCGCCGCCGCAGAGGAUCAAGGCGCUGCCGCCGCAGCAGCCGGCGCUGCCGCUGGGGCGCGCGUCGCCGGCGCCGCUGGCGGGCCCCCUGCCGGGCCCCGCGCCGCCCGCGCCCGCCGCGCCGCCCGCCGCGCAGCAGGCCGCCGGACAGUUCCAGCGGCUCAAGGUCGAGGACGCGCUCUCCUACCUCGACCAGGUCAAAUUCAAGUUCAACACGCAGCCGCAGGUCUACAACGACUUCCUCGAUAUCAUGAAGGAGUUCAAGAGCCAAACCAUUGACACCCCAGGCGUCAUCACUCGGGUAUCGAACCUUUUCAAGGGUCAUCCCGAGCUGAUUGUCGGCUUCAACACCUUUUUGCCGCCAGGGUAUAAGAUUGAAGUUCAGAGUAACGGACAGGUGUCGGUGUCCAUGCCGUCCCCCACGGGCUUCGGCGGCGGCGGCGGCAGCAGCAACGUGCUGCUGGGCGUGCAGCACCCGCCGCCGCAGCCGCAGCUCGUGCAUCUGCUGCCUGUCGCACAGUCUGUCAAUAACGCGAUCGUUCACAACCUAUCAGUGAACUCGACGCCAACCAACACGCUGCAUCAGAUCUCGCAAGCUCACCAGCAGAUUGAGGCAGCAGCGAUACACCAUGCUUCUACACCUGGCUCGGCCACGCCGUCGUCGACGCCGCACGCCGCGCCCGCGCCCUCCAGCCAGCCCGUCGAGUUCAACCACGCCAUCGAAUACGUUAAUAAGAUCAAGUCGCGGUUCUCGCGGCAGCCGGACAAGUACAAGCGGUUCCUGGAGAUCCUGCACGCUUACCAGCGCGGCCACAGGGAGAUGAAGGAGCCCCAGGCCAAGCAACAGACAGAGCAAGAAGUGUACUCGCAGGUAGCGAAGCUGUUCGAGAACCAGGACGACCUGCUGGCGGAGUUCGGCCAGUUCCUGCCGGACGCCAAGGCCGUGAGCAAGCCGGGCGACGCGCGCCACUACCCGCGCUCGCCGCCGCCGCACGCGCCGCACGCCGCCCACGCCCCGCACGCGCCGCACGCCGCGCACGCGCCGCACGCGCCGCACACGCCGCACGUGCAGCACCUGCUGCCCGCGCCGCAUGGACCACUCUCCGGACGCGCGGACAGCGAGGCCGAGCGCUUCCCGGGCGCGGCAGCCGCCUCGCCACCGCAUCUAUUGCACGCACCGUUGCCGAAGCACAGCAGCUCGGCGUCCAGCACAGUGACGGCGCCGCCGCAGCAACAUCACCAUCUCAAGAGGUCGCCCAGCUUCACCUCCUCCAGCCAGAUUGCAGCUGUGGGCGCCCCUCCCGCCAAGAAGUCCCGCCUGUCGGGUCUCACGGGCCCCACGGUGCGCGACGUGUCGUACGCGGAGGCCUCCAAGCUGGCCACCGUGCACGAGUUCAACUUCUUCGACAGGGCUAGGAAGGCGCUACGGUCGCAGCAUGUCUAUGAUAACUUCUUGAAAUGCCUGCUGCUGUUCACGAACGAGAUCAUCUCGUCGUCGGAGCUGCUGUGCGUGACGGAGCCGUUCCUGGUGCGCCACCCCGAGCUGCACAAGUGGCUGGCGGACUUCCUCGGCCCGCCCGAGCCGCCCGCGCCCGCCAACACGCUGCACUCCGGUUACAACAGCUGCGGUCUGGGUGCUACAAGCUGUGUGCCGGUACCGACGGGCGGCGUAGGUCCCGAGCGGCUGCGCUACGAGCCCGUAGGCGCGCUGGGGGCACAGCUACGACACGAGCGACCGCAGGGAGAUGCCGCUAUGGAUAUAGACCUGACGACGUGCAAGCGGCUGGGCACGUCGUACUGCGCCCUGCCGCGCGAGGCCGCCGCCCGACGCUGCUCCGGACGGACGCCGCUCUGCAAGGAGGUACUCAACGACACAUGGGUGUCAUUCCCUACUUGGAGCGAGGACUCGACGUUCGUGACGUCACGGAAAACGCAGUAUGAGGAGUACAUCUAUCGGUGCGAGGAUGAGAGGUUUGAGCUGGACGUCGUGAUAGAAACGAACGCGUCAACGAUCCGUGUCCUCGAAGGCGUCCAGAAGAAGUUAUCACGCAUGACUGCAGAAGACGCGGCCAAAUACCGUCUGGACGACUGCCUCGGCGGACACUCGCCCACCAUCCACCAGCGGGCGCUGCGCAGGAUAUACGGUGAUAAGGCGGUGGACAUCAUCGCCGGGCUCAAGAAGAACCCCGUCGUCGCUGUGCCCGUCGUGUUGCGGCGGCUUAAGGCCAAGGAGGACGAGUGGCGGGAGGCGCAGAAGGGUUUCAACAAACAAUGGCGAGAACAAAAUGAGAAAUACUAUUUGAAGUCUUUAGACCACCAAGGAAUCAACUUUAAGCAAAAUGACUUGAAGGCGAUGCGGUCGAAGUCGCUGUUCAACGAGGUGGAAGCCGCGUUCGCAGCGCGACGGCAGGGGCCGCACGUCGUCAUCAACUAUGAGAUGCAGAGCCGACAGGAAGCAAUAAAGAUCCUACGCGACACAGCGGAGCUGCUAAUCCACCACGCGCGGCGGCAGACCGCGAUUCAGAAGGCGGAGAAGCGUCGCAUCAAGCAACUGCUGCGCCACUUCCUGCCGGACCUGUUCGCACAUCCCAGGCAGCCGUUAUCUGAUGAUGAGAGGGAUGAAGAAGAUAAGGAUGACGCCGCGAGUCCGGGCAGUCCGAGCGGCGAGGGACAAGAUGACAAGAACAGCAAUGCUGUGAAACAAGAGAAACAAGAGUCGUCGGAAUCAGACAACGCGUCGGACAAAAGCGGUAAAAACAAUAAAAAUAAGGAAAACAAACCCAAGAACAAUAACAACACAGAUAGCAAAGAUGGUUCGAAUGCAUCGGCGAACAGUGUGAAGCGCACGAGCAGUAAUGAGGAGAUGUCAAUGAAGACUGAGAUUAAAGCGGAGCCGCAGGACAUCGAGGACGACUACAGAGACCAUCCGCCUAAUGAGGCCCGCUUCGUGUGCACGACGUCGUGGUACCUGUUCCUGCGCGUGCACGGCGCGCUGUGCCAGCGCCUGGGGGCCGCGCGCCGCGCCGCCGCCGCGCAGGCCGCCUCCCGCGCCGCGCCCGUGGCCAGCGCGCUGCGCCUGCAGCCCGCCGCCGCGCCCGCCGACACGCCCGCGCAGUACUACGACGUGCUGCUGGACCUGGUGCGCGCCGUGCUGGACGGCAACAUGGACGCGCCCGCCUACGAGGACGCGGCGCGCGAGAUGCUGGGCAUCAAGGCCUACCCCGCCUACACGCUGGACAAGCUGGUCAGCAUCGCCGUGCGCCAGCUGCAGCACUGCGUGGCCGAGCCCUGGUCCAUGCGCGCGGCCGAGCUGGCGGCGCGCGGCGGCAUGCGCGGCCCGCUCGCCUACGUGCGCCGCGCCGCCCGCCUGCUGCGACACGACCACUCCGUGUUCCUCGUCAAGCUGUACGGCGGCGACGACUGCCGCGUCAGCUUCGAGCUGCUGGACGCGGCCGGCAGCGGGCGCGCCUCGCCGCCCGCCUACCGCGCGCGCCGCGCCGCGCCCCGCGCCCGCCAAAGACGGGCCGAGUACUGGUUUGAUACUUGGUACUCUGCGUACUCGGCCGAAUAA
Messenger RNA from Trichoplusia ni (cabbage looper), 4160 nucleotides. It is a transcript of the gene Sin3A, whose product is annotated as paired amphipathic helix protein Sin3a-like. Gene Ontology annotation, biological process: negative regulation of transcription by RNA polymerase II. The record is from RefSeq and is a predicted model, not a curated record. The transcript is spliced from 28 exons. Lineage: Eukaryota; Metazoa; Arthropoda; Insecta; Lepidoptera; Noctuidae. Gene Ontology annotation, cellular component: chromatin. Gene Ontology annotation, molecular function: transcription corepressor activity. The coding region runs from base 333 to 4160 and encodes 1275 amino acids.